AUGUCUUCAUAUCUCGGCCUCGAAAAGAAUAUCUCUUACUUUACUAUCCCGGCGGCGGUCAUUCUGGCCCUACUGCCGCGAGUGUACUCAGGUCUCACGGGACCGGGUAAGAAGUUCUUCGACCCUAACAAUCCACGUACAUUCACGUCCAAGCUUGAUACUGCCGAACUUGAUAAGAAAUUAAGGGGCCGGCUACAACGCGCCGAAUCAGCAGUGGCUAAUGCCUUUGAAAAUCUCGGCGUUUACACCGCGGCCGUGACAGCCGGCAAUGCCGCAGGCCUCCCUGUAGGAACACUAAAUAAUCUAACCUUGGGUUAUUUGACGGCUCGCGUGAUCUACACGUGGAUUUACAUUUGGGGCCAAGAAAACCGAAGGAUCACUCCCUUCAGGACGAUAGUCUGGGGGAUCGCCAUGAGUUGCUGUAUGGCGUUAUUCUCCCUUGCCGGGAUCCAGAGUCUAUGA
This is a messenger RNA of Daldinia childiae, 462 nucleotides long. RefSeq lists its product as uncharacterized. The coding region runs from base 1 to 462 and encodes 153 amino acids. The record is from RefSeq and is a predicted model, not a curated record. Lineage: Eukaryota; Fungi; Ascomycota; Sordariomycetes; Xylariales; Hypoxylaceae. Gene Ontology annotation, cellular component: membrane. The transcript has 4 exons.